AAAAAAAAAAAAAAAAAAACUCAGUUGACAAAAAAGUUUAUUUUUCUCGACUUUUUUUCCCUCCUCCAGACAUGACAGAUACCACAUUUGCCACACGAAAACACCAAGUGGUUUCUUCACUUGUGGAAACACUCGAUUCCGAACGCCGAGACAAAUCACCAAAAGGAUUCAUCGAUGCACCCAUUCUCGAAUUGAUCCAUACCAUCAACAAACACCCCCACUAUUAUACCACCAGCAGUUGUUCUGGCCGAGUUGCAGUCUAUUGUGAAAACCGCCACAAUGACGAUACCUCAACCAACAAAGGAGGGAUUUGGCUCUAUGUGACGCAUGACCCAGUCACCAUUCCAGAACAAGCUGACAAUGACUGGAUUGUCAAGUUGUUCUUUGGAACGGAUCGACGGGUUGUGUUUUCUAAUAGUAGUCAUAACACGAGUGUGUCACCGCAAGAGAUUAUGCACAAGCAGAUGAUUUAUUUCAAGUUUGAGCCAUUGAUUUUACAUGUCGAAGCCGAAACACAGGAAGCAUGCAUGCGAUUAAACGGUCUAGCAUACCAAGCAGGAUAUCAAAACAGCGGCAUCACAGCUUCUCGAACGCGCGAAAUGCUUGCUAUUCGAAGCACACACAAAAUUGAUACACCAAUUGGUUAUGUAGAUACCAAAAGUGGUGAUAUCAAAUGUCUGGUGGACCCGACCUAUCUGUUCUUGUUGCUCCACAUGUCAAAUGCCAAAUUCACGCAAAACGCCGAACGCAUGAAAGCAUUUGAGGAAAUGAUGCUGAAAGAGGUGGAAGUGAAAGAUGCAGUAUCAGUAGCAGAAACAAAGGAGGAACGAAGGGAACGGAAGCGGAAAGAAGGUCUAGCAAAAGCUGCCACAGUUAGUAACAACAAGGAAAAGAUCAACACCGAUGUUGAUUUAGCGGAUCUUAGUUUAGAGCAAUAUUGAUGAUAAAACAAGAUCGAGAAUGUAUAGAAAGAAAGAACAGGCGAGGCAUAUAUGUUGUUAUUUAGUUGCAGGUUACAGGGUGGUGGCUGUGGUGUGUGGGUGUGUAU
Zychaea mexicana is the source of this 1048-nucleotide messenger RNA. RefSeq names its product methyltransferase TYW3-domain-containing protein. Gene Ontology annotation, biological process: tRNA methylation. Lineage: Eukaryota; Fungi; Mucoromycota; Mucoromycetes; Mucorales; Lichtheimiaceae. The coding region runs from base 72 to 941 and encodes 289 amino acids. Gene Ontology annotation, molecular function: tRNA methyltransferase activity. Gene Ontology annotation, cellular component: cytoplasm. The transcript is spliced from 2 exons. The record is from RefSeq and is a predicted model, not a curated record.